Messenger RNA from Sordaria macrospora k-hell, 2613 nucleotides. RefSeq lists its product as uncharacterized. The record is from RefSeq and is a predicted model, not a curated record. Lineage: Eukaryota; Fungi; Ascomycota; Sordariomycetes; Sordariales; Sordariaceae.
AUGGCCGACAGCACCAGCUGGCUGCGUAGAUUCCAGCAAUCUCGCGCGCAACCUCCCAAGCACCAAUCGCAGCCCAUCAUCACUUCGGCUUCGGAGGAUAGCUUUGUCACAAGUGUAACGACUAUCGAUCACGGCAAUGGGGGGAACGCCUCGCCUUUAUCUCAUCAUUCCGCUGCGGCGACCAACAACAAACAUCACAUCAAUAAUGGCGGUGGCAUCCGCGUAGUCAGCAACGCCGGGGGCGAAACCGGAAACGGGAGCGGGAGCGGGAGCGGAAGCGGGGGAGCAUUCGGAGGUAACGCGACCGGGUCCGGACCACUGCCGCAAAUGCCGCCGCCGCCACCACCCAAAACCCCCACAGCGGGUGUUUUCUCCUCGGGAGCAGGAGGAGCUUCAUCAGCGGCAAGCUUACGUCGCCCAUCACUGCCUCAUCAGAAAUCGCCAAGCGAUAGCAAUGUUAACGGCACAACAAGCAGCCGAUUACUGAGGUCGAGGCCAUCUGCUACUUUUCAACGGGUCUCAAGCUUGCUUAAUCUCGGAGGAGGAGGAGGAAAUGGGACAAAUUCGCCCUUGGCUACCACUGCGCCAUCAUCACCCUCGUUUUCUUCCGGACGGCCUCGUGAGGGAAGUGGUGGUAGCACUAGCCGGUUUACCUUCUUCCGGCCCCUGACGCCGAGUGCUGCGGCAGCACCGGCACCGUCCCUGAGUGCCUUGCCGCUUAGCAACUGGAGCGCAACGAAUGGAGAGGACGAGGAUGACUGGCUGGGAGGACUGAGGCGGAAUGCGGCUAGGGAGAGCCCCUGGCAUAAUCCCAACUUGAUGCAGAUGGCGGAGACGUUGCAGGCGGUUAUGAUGGCGAAGGGGGACUCGAUGGCUGCUCUUCCUGCUCAGUAUAACUCGCUUGUCCACAACGUGCUCGAGGGCUUCGCGCACCUCACAAAGCGGUUGCAGGCCCUAGAGCAAGAGCUAGCCGAGCUCAAGAACCUUCGAGAGAAAGAACUCGAGCAGUUUCGAGGAAUCAGCGAAGAGUGGAUUCAGCGGGAGGACGGAUACAAGGCGGAAAUCAAGCGGCUCGAAGUCGUGCUCGCUAAGGAGAGCAAAGAUGGCUUGGCCAGUGUUACGCUGGCGAGACAGGACACGCUCAUUGAUCGGUCAGGGAGCAAGAGGUUCCAGGCGAGGUUGAAGAGGAUGAGUACUACCGCUGAUCGGGAUCGAGCAGGAGAGAGCGAUAAUGACGGGGACAAGGUGACUACCAGGGACGGAACUCGCUAUGGGAUAAGACAGACUUCCCUUCGUAACCUUCCAGUGGACAAUGAUAUCCGCAUCAGUCAACUGGUGAAAAAACGAGCGGCGGAGGACAAGCGGAGGGAUAGAUCACUAUUGCAGCAAUCUAUGCCUCCUCCUCCCUCUGUUUCUGUAGAAGAGACUAGCCUUGACUCAUCGUCGCCAUCGCCUCCGUCACCAACAAAGCCAUACAAUGGCCUACGAUCAAGCCACAGCCAACAUACGGGCUCCUUAGACAGCCAAGUCUACAGCCCCUCCACGUCCAGUAGCUCCACCGCGAGUACGGCCUCACCGGAUGCAACCCGUAGCUUGUCUCAAAGGCGCAAUAUCAACCACCUUGUAAUCGAAACCGGAGACAUAUCCACAGCCGUCAAUCCACGACAGCGGCGCAUCUUUUCGUAUAUCGAAGGCGAAGCGGAAGUCCUCGCAACGGCUUCAGACGAUCGGCAACAUCCUUUUCAAGACUACUAUGAAUUUGCCAACACGUUCAGACAGCAGGAAGGCCAGAGUAACUCACAAUCACCGACCGACACGGAUGGCAUUGGCUUGCCCAACCGGGUCUCAGUGUCAGCAGUGCGUCCACCGGCGGAAGAACUCAUGGACAAGGCAUCAGCAUCAACACUCCCAGCCGAAGACGAGUCAACUACCCCCUCCAUGGGUACCUCUUCAAGAUCAAGUAACCUCACAGGCCUCACCCCAUCCAACUCCACCGGCUCAGUGAUCUGGGUUGGAAAACGCAACAGCAGAGCAGCAGCAGAAGCAGCCGCCGCGAUUACCACCUCCUUGUCCUCCACAACUCAAGUUGGCCAACCCAGUCACUAUGAGACGAGUGUCGGCGGCGUCGGCGUCGGCGUCGGCAUCGCACUUGGCGGAGGGAAUUAUGAGCUAGGAGAUAUGCCCAGCACUACCACGGAAGCAACAUUACCAAGCGCUUCCACAGCUGAAGUACCCAUCUCUACACACUACCAUUACUACCCCACGACAACAACGAUGGCCACGAGCCCAAGAUUAGGACCAGGACCAGGACCGGCCAUACCUCCCCGAACUACCUCCCACCAGCAGUCCACGUCUACAGCAAAAUUUGGGAGGGUAAGUCCCAUCAAGGAUAGGUUUGAGCAGUUCCAUCAGCUCGAACAGCAGCAGCAGAAACAGUCACAGUCACGGUCACGGUCACGGUCACGGUCACGACCUCGUAAUGGUGGCAACGAAAGGAGUCCCGUCCGCGAGACAGCAACAGCUCAGAAGAAGAGAGACAGAACAAAUUCUCCGAGCAAGAACAAGAACAGCAACGUCUCCGCAACGGUGGAGAUGUUCAACGAAGGUACAUAA